AGGAGCACAUUUGCCCUCUGUCCAUUAGAGUCAAGCAUAAUAUGUAGACUAUGCAUUUACAUGCAUGUACUACCAAAGAUACUACUAUUGUCUCACUCAUACAUAGGCCAUUACCAACUUAGGAUUCUUACUGCUUCCCACGGAGAUGCGAUGACUCCAUUUUAGCUCUUCAUUUCCCUGAGUGUCUAGAAUUUAGAAUUGAUGACAUGUGCAUGGAGGAUAUCAUAGUCAUCUCAAUUCUUAGAUAAACAUUGUCAACUUGCAAAAAUGGACAGUAACUCCACCAGCUUGAUGAGUUUCAGUGAUUCCGAAGUAGGAUAUUGGCUUUCCACCUCCAUGUCUGAAGAGGAUCUAGAGAGCCAUGCUCCCCUUUUUGCUGACCAUGAAUCAAUCAGUGAACUCUUAGAGUGUUCCUCGCUAGGAGGUUCGUCUGCUUUUGGUGGAUCUGGCGGGAUGCAAGCGGAGCAACGAGAUGUGCCAAGGCCCAGGACCCGGUUCAUGUCCCUAGAUGUUACUGGCUCUACCCCAAGUAAUCUUCUUAAACGAUCUCAUAGCAAUCCAAAGAGAUCAUCCAAACCCAAAGGUGUGAGUCCUUUGGCAAGGUUCUCAUCUCCACCGGAACAGGUCUGGGUUCUUGAUGAGGAAAGGCGAAAGGCUGCUGAUCAACCCCGUACAAGCAGCACCGAGAAAAACCUAAACUACCCUUCAAAGCCUACUCCCUCCAAUGUGGCUCAGCACCUUUUGAACCGAGGAAGCAGUGAACGAAUAAAGGGAGACCGGAGUGCCAUGAUGUACCCUCAGAUUAUCUCCAGGGGUACAAGUAGACAUCUCCGAAGUUGUUCUGCAGAGAAUCUACCUGCAAUCCCAAACAGAGGAAGUGGUUCUGAGGCCAAACCAGGUAUGGAAGCUCGUAGCAGCUCAAUGAAUGACAUUGUAAGGAUGGAUCCAUCACUCCAGAUUCCAGUGAUUGGAGUCGAGGAACCUUCCGACCAAGAGGACCAAAAGACGUCAUCUGACCGUGAAGAUGACAAGAUCCAAUCCAAAGGGACCGAACAACCCAAAUCUCCUGUCAGCUCUCCACCUCUACCGAGAUUCUUGAAUCCAGACCUGGCAAAACGACUGUCACUUCCUAAUGAAGGGAGUGGCAGUAGUCUAUCUACUAGAACUGGAAGUGACAGUGAUCUUAGUUACACUGGUAGUAUUACACCAGAUAUUAAUGAAUGCAGGAGAAAUGUUGGAGAGAGAGGUCAAUUACGUAAAAGCAGUUUACGGAAGAAAUCAAGACCCCAUGACCCCACCCGCCAUGUCCAGCUGGCUCUGGAUAGCGUGAAGGAGGAGGGAACUCCCCCAACGCCAAGAAAAUACAAGAAACGAGAUGAUGGGCGGCCAAGGGUCCAGAUACGGAUCGGGGAUGAUGAAGAAUCUGAUGAGGAAGGGGACAAGGUGGACUGUGGAAGCGAUGACCCAAACGAGAAUGGCUACAGUGGAAGGAGGAAAGGGAAUGUUAAUGUUACUCAAGAGAAAUUUCCCAUCAAUACAAAGAGAGCACAUGAACCCCAUGAGCUCUUUGUACAGCUUGACUCAUGGCAGUACAACCAGAAUCAGUCUGAAGAAGGGUUUGUAGAGAAGAUAUGGAAAGAGACUGCAAGAUGGAUCAAGUUUGAGGAAGAUUGGGAGCCUGGAUCAGAGAGAUGGGGUAAACCUCAUGUAGCAUCACUUACAUUCAAUAGCUUGCCACAGCUAAGGAAGGGGCUUGAAAAUGGCCUGAUGCUUCUUGAUUGUCAGAGGACUACCUUACAAGGCAUCUUUGAUGCUAUACUAGAUGGGCUUGAAGAAGAACAUAACAUGGGAAGGAAUGAUCGUAUGCUUAUCUCAAAGAUGCUCAGGGCUAGCGCUGGAAGCUCUUAUAUGCAACAUAGAUUGCUAAGAGGAAGUGUGAAUAGCUACCAAGAUGAGCAUACUGGUAUCGUGAGAGCAUCUAUAAGACGUCUUUCUACCAUUGCUGACUUCAGUCACCAUCAUCGUAGUUCACAUCCACAUCAGAAUCAGCUCAACUCCAACCACUUCCCUGUCAGUCGAUCCAUGAGUGCUAUGGAUGGUACAGGCCAUAUCAAUGGCAAUGGGUUUGUGGAACCAGAAUCCAAGACUCCGAUGAUUGAAGACAUCCAACAGCAGGAGAAGAUCACACACCUCAAGGUGAAUAACGACAACGGGUCAGCUAUCAACAGGAACCUCUCUGCAGCUACACUAAGUGCCCUUCAACAACACAGGACUGAUGGCAUUAUUAAGAAGAUACCACCAGACUCCGAGGGGGCUCUGGUCCUUGUUGCUAAGGAAGAAUACCUUGAACAACCAUACAUGGUACUGGUCAGGCUGGAUGAACCUAUACUCUUUGAAAACUUAUUGGAAGUCCCUAUUCCAUUGAGGUAUGUAUUUGUGGUAACUGGUCCUCCCAUGCCAACCCUCAACUACCACGAAGUGGGUCGAGCCCUUGCCACGCUCUUCUCCGAUGAGGUGUUCAGGAACAUUGCCUACUCUGCCCGUGAGAGGAAGGACAUCCUAGUGGGGAUCAAUGAGUUUCUCAACGACACCAUGGUGCUGCCACCAGGAGAUUGGGACAAGGAACUACUGAUGCCAAUCACAAGGUUACAGAAGAGAGAACAAGAGAAGGUGAACAGGAGAAGAAAGACAUUGAAGUUGAAGGAAGAGGAUACAGUGGCCUUGCAGCAUUUCCUUACGGCGGAGAAGGUGCAUGGGGACCCCUUGCAACGCACAGGAUACUUGUUUGGUGGUCUCUUCAAAGAUAUCAGAAGAAGAUAUCCUCACUAUCUCUCUGAUGUCUUAGAUUCCUUUAACAUCACCUGUCUGGCUGCCUUUGUCUUUCUCUACUUCGCUUGUCUCUCACCAGCUAUUACAUUUGGUGGUAUCUUAGGUGAAAUGACGCAGGGUUAUAUGGGUGUGUCUGAGAUGAUCAUCUCAACAUCUCUCAACGGCAUCAUCUUCUCACUACUCUCAGGACAACCUCUCAUCAUCAUAGGUCCUACUGGUCCAGUGUUGGUCUUUGAAGAAAACUUAUUACUGUUUUCCAAGCAGAUGAAUAUUGAGCUGUUACCAUUCCGUGCAUGGAUUGGUAUAUGGACGUUUCUUAUAGCAACCAUCUGUGUAGCAGUAGAGGGCAGCGUUCUUGUCCGACAUUUUACCAGAUUUACUGAGGAGAUAUUUGCCCUUCUCAUUUCUAUCAUCUUCAUCUAUGAGACCGUCAGUGGACUCAAAUAUGUGGCUUGUCAGAACCCCUUUCAGGAGAACUACUGCCUGGCUGAUCUGAACAGCACAUACCCUCCCAUAUACAACUCAUCUAGUAUCUAUGCACGGCCCACCGACAUCGUCCAGCAGUUCAACGUCACAACCUCCCCCAUCCCUAGCUCCGUCACCAGCUCAUCAUUAUCACAUGGACUGGAUGAACAUGUGACAUACUUUGACAUUAUGAUGAAUGCUACUGAUCAUUAUGGAGAUGAUAAAUACAGUGGGAAAUCUGGGAAGAAAAAGAAGAAAUGUUAUGUACCUUCUGGUUGGGAUCCCAAGCCUAACACCACACUCAUGUCAAUCAUUCUUACAUUUGGAACAUUCUUUAUAGCGUUCUUCAUCAGGCAGUUCAGAAAUAGCAGAUUCUUGGGCAGAACGUCAAGAAGAGCAUUUGGUGACAUAGGUAUCGCUAUAGCAAUCACCGUCAUGGUUACCGUAUCAUACUUCACCAAGAAUGUCUAUCUUCAGAAACUAACCAUAGGGACUGGUUUUGCUCCUACGGAUCCAUCCAAGAGAGGUUGGUUUAUCAAUCCUAUGGGUGUAGAUCAACCCAUGCCAAUGAUAGCCAUCUUAGGUGCUUCAGUACCAGCAUUCCUUGUCUUCAUCCUUCUAUACAUGGAGACACUUCUUACAGGGGUCAUUGUUAACAAGAAGGAGCACAAAUUGAAGAAAGGCACUGGUUUUCAUCUUGAUAUGUUUAUCAUGGGAUUCUUGACAGCUCUAUCAGGAAUCCUAGGUCUACCUUGGAUGUGUGCUGCUACAGUCAGAACAGUCUCUCAUGUAGCUAGUCUAAGUGUCAUGACUAGGACUGAUGCUCCAGGUGUGAAACCAAGAUUAGACCACAUCAAAGACCAAAGAAUGACCAAUUUCUUUGUUAGUCUUGCCAUAGGUUUAUCAUUAUAUAUGGCACCAUUGUUGAGAGAGGUACCGAUAGCUGUACUUCUAGGAGUCUUCUUAUACCUUGGACUCUGUUCAUUGAGUGGUCUCCAAAUGAUAGAAAGAAUUAAAGUCUUCUUUAUGCCAAGCAAACAUCAUCCGGAUGUCAAGUAUAUCAGAAUGGUAAAAGCAUGGAAGAUCCACCUGUUCACAUCUAUACAGCUUGUAUGUCUAGUAGCCGUCUGGAUGAUCAAGACGUCCAUCGUCGCUAUCUGUUUCCCAUUCUUCUUCAUUCUUCUUGUGGCAAUCCGUAGGCUCAUGAGGUUUAUUUAUACUGAUCAAGAGUUGGAAGCUUUGGAUGACGAAGAAUCUGAAGAAGAAAUCGAUGGAUCUAUGGGUGAUGAAUACCAAGCCACCCACAUGCCUGUUUAGAUUUACACCAAGAAACCAAAGCUGAAAGAAUAUGUGAAAUUACAAGCACCAUACAUUUGUGGUAACUGUAAGGUAGUACAGUAUUGAUUGAGGAAGUGUGCAAUGUCUAUUCUUGUUCUUGUCUGUACCAUUUAGGAGAUACAAGCUCAGCAAAAUAACUGGGUCACUUAACUUGCUUGAAUAUAUAGUGUUGAUUGUGCUGCUCGGGCGAAACACAGAGUAAAGUGAAGGAUUUUAGAACAAUGAAUAGGCAAAGAAUAUGAGCUUGAGUAGCACAACUUGCUGUCAUUAAUUAAAUACACCAGGGAGGUGUUUUCACAAAGUAAGUAUGACUUAAAGUCAUGCUUAAAUCUCAACACAAAUCUCACACAUAUUAUUCAAUGCUUAAUCUGAUUGAUGGAUACGCUGUAAUGAUCUGACCAAUGCGAUGAUGCGUUGUAUGCCAUACGCAACUGAAAUUUAUAAGUGACUCUAAAUCCUGGGCCCACUCCUUUUUUUUAUUAUUCAUAAAGGAUUUACCCCAAUAUUCAAAUAUGCUCAACUUUGUGUUAUUCACAGAUGACAUGUGUGUUUUUAUGUCUGGUGAAUAUUGAAUAGUUUGUACCAUUUAUAUCAAACUAGAAAUCAUAGCAAUUGCUAUCCUCCUUUGCCAUAUACACUCUUAACCAAACUAUCUGUGUGUUUUUUUUAAUACUUUGGACCACUCUUUUGGAAUUAAUUACCCAAUCCUGUUAAAUUGUGUAAAUUUUAAAUCAAUUUGAAUGAGCAUAACCCUGGGAUAAAACACCUGUAAGCUUGGCUUUCCUUUCAUUGUGAUGACCCCCCUCCCCCUCUCCCCUUUCUUUUGGAUCUAUUUGUAAUUAUGUUAAUAUUGUUAUUGUGCUAAUUCUACAUGUAUGAAUAUAAUUUUUGUUAUCAGUAUGGGGCCAAUUUAUUCAACAGUUGUGCUUCCUUUGACCCCCUCUACAUGUAGAAUAUCUUGUUUUGUCAAUGAUUUGUGUAUAUAGUUUUUAAUUGUGGAAAUAAAGUUGAAUUGAAUUGAAAAGAGAUACCAACUUAGCAGACAUACAUGUACAGCGUUCUAAUGCCGCAGUGACAUAUAAUAAAUCUAUGAUGACCAAUUAAUUUAGUGCAGUAUUGUUUUAACAAUGAUUGUACAAUAAUAUGGGUCAUUAAAUGGCGAUCAAAGAUUUACCAAGUGAUGGGUAGUACACGUGUGUAUGUAUAUAUAUCCUAAUCAAGGUGUGCUUGUAAAAGAAUUAUUGCAAAUAUUUGCAAUCAUGAUUUUGUGCAGUAUUGGGGUAUAACAUGUUGCUUAUUACCUGUGGAAUAAUGAUGACACCCCCCCCCCCAUAUGCACGAGUAACUGUGCAAUUUGGUGAUUUCCAAGUAUUGAAAUAUCCACUCAAUAGAAAUCAAAGAAAAAGUAAUCAUUUAAUGCAGGCGGUCCUUCAUAUAUUAGCAGUAACACAAAAUUAUAUGAAAGGGAACAAAUAUGUUUUGGACAGAUAAUCCUCCAAGAUUUGAUGAAGAGUGAAGAAGUUUUUAAUGUGAUAACAUCCAGGAUUUGCCAUUUCAACAUAAAAAUCAUUGUAUGCACAAAUUAUUCAAUGUAACCAUUCAGAAUUGUUACCAUAAACUUUGCAAUUAAGCCUAGCUGAUUACAUAAUGGCAUUUCCAUGUUCACACCGAGACUGGUAUGGCAAAAAGUGCAGCAGGGAGUAUGCCUGACCUAAAAUGUUAUUUGAUUAGGGUGGGACUUAAAAAAAUAAAACAAAUAUUUGAAUGUGUCACAACAAAAACUGAGCAAAUGGGUUUAUACUUUUCUUUUUUAUGAAAUAAGGAAAACCUUAUUUUAUUCAGUUAAUGUUUGUUUCUCAUGUCAAUAUACUUUUUUAGUUUAAAAUUCCACACAAAAAUAUAAAUAUCUGUAUCUUGUUGACACAAUAAUUGUUUUGAAAAUACUUAUCAGUUCUAUAUAAGUGUCAUUGAUUCUAUAUCAUCAUCUUGUCUUUAUAUUUCAAAUUUAGCCUGGCCCAUUGGAUUUGAAUGAUAACAUUGAUGAUAACUAUUGCUUUAUUAUUUAUUUUGUAAUAUGUGACUUAUACAAGAACAUGUAGGGCCACACUUUGCUAUCAUUUUCAAGAUUGAAAUGUGGGCUUCCACAGUGCAGAUAUCAUAUUGAAUUAUUUGGAAACCCCAAACUCUUAUCCUGUAAAUAGUUAUCAGAAUGCAGUUUAUAUAUUCCCUUUUUAAGGAAAGCAAAAUGA
This is a messenger RNA of Lytechinus variegatus (green sea urchin), 6881 nucleotides long. Its product is annotated as anion exchange protein 3-like. Gene Ontology annotation, cellular component: plasma membrane. Gene Ontology annotation, biological process: regulation of intracellular pH; transmembrane transport; monoatomic anion transport. NCBI's taxonomy places the organism in Eukaryota, Metazoa, Echinodermata, Echinoidea, Temnopleuroida, Toxopneustidae. The record is from RefSeq and is a predicted model, not a curated record. Bases 268 to 4611 code for a protein of 1447 amino acids. Gene Ontology annotation, molecular function: monoatomic anion transmembrane transporter activity; solute:inorganic anion antiporter activity. The transcript has 21 exons.